Messenger RNA from Bombina bombina (fire-bellied toad), 1071 nucleotides. RefSeq names its product histidine-rich glycoprotein-like. The record is from RefSeq and is a predicted model, not a curated record. The coding region runs from base 1 to 1071 and encodes 356 amino acids. Lineage: Eukaryota; Metazoa; Chordata; Amphibia; Anura; Bombinatoridae. The transcript has a single exon.
AUGUGCACAUCACACAGAGUAACACAGAGUCACACAGAGUCACACAGAGUUACACAGAGUCAUGUGCACAUCACACAGAGUCACACAGAGUCAUGUGCACAUCACACAGAGUCACACAGAGUCACACAGAGUCAUGUGCACAUCACACAGAGUCACACAGAGUCACACAGAGUUACACAGAGUCAUGUGCACAUCACACAGAGUCACACAGAGUCAUGUGCACAUCACACAGAGUCACACAGAGUCACACAGAGUCAUGUGCACGUCACACAGAGUUACACAGAGUCACAGAGAGUCACACAGAGUCAUGUGCAGAUCACACAGAGUCACACAGAGUCAUGUGCAGAUCACACAGAGUCACACAGAGUCACACAGAGUUACACAGAGUCAUGUGCACAUCACACAGAGUCACACAGAGUCAUGUGCACAUCACACAGAGUCACACAGAGUCACACAGAGUCAUGUGCACGUCACACAGAGUUACACAGAGUCACAGAGAGUCACACAGAGUCAUGUGCAGAUCACACAGAGUCACACAGAGUCAUGUGCAGAUCACACAGAGUCACACAGAGUCAUGUGCACAUCACACAGAGUCACACAGAGUCAUGUGCACAUCACACAGAGUCACACAGAGUCACACAGAGUCACACAGAGUCAUGUGCACAUCACACAGAGUCACACAGAGUCAUGUGCACGUCACACAGAGUCAUGUGCACAUCACACAGUCACACAGAGUCACACAGAGUCAUGUGCACAUCACACAGAGUCACACAGAGUCACACAGAGUCAUGUGCACAUCACACAGAGUCACACAGAGUCACACAGUCAUGUGCACAUCACACAGAGUCACACAGAGUCACACAGAGUCAUGUGCACGUCACACAGAGUCAUGUGCAGAUCACACGUGAUGUGCACGUCACACAGAGUCAUGUGCUCGUCACACAGAGUCAUGUGCACGUCACACAGAGUCACACAGAGUCAUGUGCACGUCACACAGAGUCAUGUGCUCGUCACAUGAAUGAACUGAGGGAUACAAGCGUUUGUGCCAACACGUGGCUUCUAAUAAAAUAG